AUGUCGGCUGAACCGAUGAAUUCCCUUGCUAAAUGGCAUUCGACAUCGCUGACGGAGAGUCGUGAAUUGAGGCGAUCGCCAACACCUGUCGGUCAUCCCAACAUAUUUGGUAAGCGACAAGAUUUAGCACCACGCUGUAAAAUCAAAUGUUCGUUCAAGGAGAAUGCAUGUUCAUGGUCGUUUACGAACUGGAAACUUCUGAACGGGAAAAUCAUAACAGAGGCUCAAUCUGAGGCUUGGCUUGAAAGCGAGCCGGUCUUGUUACCCAUGAAUGCGCACUUUGAACUGGACUUAUCUAUGAGGUCUGUGUUUUGA
Cooperia oncophora is the source of this 315-nucleotide messenger RNA. The record is from the annotation of a GenBank genome assembly. NCBI's taxonomy places the organism in Eukaryota, Metazoa, Nematoda, Chromadorea, Rhabditida, Trichostrongylidae.